AAUCCCACAGAAUUUUUUGAGGACAUGGUAGUUGAGCAUGAAUAUGUUGAAUGUACUGCAUCGGUAAUUGAGGCUCUUGUAUUGUUUAAGAAACUAUAUCCGGAGCAUAGGAAGAAAGAAAUCGAGAAUUCCAUUAUUAAUGCGGUUCGAUUCAUUGAGGAUACCCAAACAACUGAUGGUUCAUGGUAUGGUAAAUGGGGAGUUUGCUUCAUUUAUGGCACAUACUUUGCUGUUGCUGGGCUUGCAGCAUGUGGCAAGACUUACUCUAAUUGCUCUACAAUUCGAAAAGCAGUUGAGUUUCUUCUCGCAACACAGGGAGAGGAUGGUGGAUGGGGAGAGAGCCAUCUAUCAUGCCCAAAAAAGAUAUACAUACCCCUUGAAGGAAAUCGUUCAAAUGUUGUACAAACUGCAUGGGCUCUGAUGGCUCUCAUUCAUUCUGGACAGGAUAAGAGAGACCCAACUCCUCUUCAUCAUGCAGCAAAGUUGCUCAUCAAUUCUCAACUGGAAGAUGGUGAUUGGCCACAACAGGAAUGCACAGGCGUAUUCUUGAGGAAUUGCCUUAUCCAUUAUGCAAUGUAUCGAAAUAUUUUUCCAAUGUGGGCUCUAGCUGAAUAUCGCAAACUGAUGGAAUUGCCUUGAAUGGUACUUUAGUUUAUACUAUUAGAAUUUUUUGUAAUUACUGUGGGUUAAAAUCAACUGUAUUUUUCUUGUUUUAAUAAAAAAUUAUCUAAGUCAUUAUAUAUAUGUGGAUGUAGUAUAAAGCCCAAUUAGUUAAGUGAUAUUGGUUUAGACCUUGGUUUGUGUAUUCUACCUAAUAAAAAAAAUUAUUAUGU
Messenger RNA from Gastrolobium bilobum, 833 nucleotides. RefSeq names its product beta-amyrin synthase-like. The record is from RefSeq and is a predicted model, not a curated record. Gene Ontology annotation, molecular function: beta-amyrin synthase activity. Gene Ontology annotation, biological process: triterpenoid biosynthetic process. The transcript has 4 exons. Bases 25 to 639 code for a protein of 204 amino acids. NCBI's taxonomy places the organism in Eukaryota, Viridiplantae, Streptophyta, Magnoliopsida, Fabales, Fabaceae. Gene Ontology annotation, cellular component: lipid droplet.